Molecule: messenger RNA, 855 nt
Organism: Alternaria arborescens
Lineage: Eukaryota; Fungi; Ascomycota; Dothideomycetes; Pleosporales; Pleosporaceae
Exons: 1
Coding region: 1-855 (284 amino acids)
Biological process (GO): maintenance of mitotic sister chromatid cohesion; mitotic sister chromatid cohesion
Cellular component (GO): chromatin; SMC loading complex
Molecular function (GO): double-stranded DNA binding
Source: RefSeq, a predicted model, not a curated record
AUGUUCGCCAUUGGUCUCAUGGCCCACAAUCGCAACGAACCCCAAACCGCCUCUGACACCCUCUCUUUCCUCAAAAAGAAGAUUGGUGCAACUCCUUACAACAACCAAGAAGCAUUCGCACGCACACUCACCUACUUCUCCGCCAUAACGGACCAGCUUAAUGGCCCCCUCCACGCCUCCCUCUCGUCUUACUCCUCCCCAAUCCUUGGCAUACCCGAAAAGGCGCACGCAACGCCAGCCAAAAUAGAUUUCGCGGUGACUGCAGCACUCAACCGACUCCUCAUCCUCCGCGACCCAUCCCACCCCCAGCACACUCAAGCGCAAUCUCUGCUAGCCCAAGUCAAACCCUACGCCGAAGAUCACCCCAACCAAUACCUCCGCAUCGCCUUCCGCCUCAUCGCCGCCUUUCAUGCCGAAUCCACAACUUCCAUCCUCCAGCAAAAGAAGACGGUACAAGCUGCUGUCGGCCUAGCCCAGGAAAUCAGCAAGAGGACACUCAACUUUGAGUUUGUGGCUAUGAUGAUGUGUUAUUUCGUCGCGCGCUUCUUUGCUGAUACCGUGGGCGAGAAGAGUAUUCAGGCGAUUAGGGCUGCGAGGAGUCAGGCGGGGAAGGUUAGGAGGGGGGUUUGGAUGGGUGUGGCGAGUGGGAUUGCGGUGGGCGUUUACGCGAGGAAUGGGAUGGGAGGGGAGGCUGAGAGGGCGGCGAGGGAGUGGGAGGGGGUUAGGGGGUCGUUGCCGGGACCGCUGCUUGGUGCUGGUGGGGGAGAGGAUGAUGCGGAAGGUGAUGAGGAUGAUGCUGAAGGCGAAGAGGAUGGAGACUUAGAUGCGGAUGGCGAUAUUGAUGUUGUGGGGUAG